Molecule: messenger RNA, 3487 nt
Organism: Papaver somniferum (opium poppy)
Lineage: Eukaryota; Viridiplantae; Streptophyta; Magnoliopsida; Ranunculales; Papaveraceae
Product: potassium transporter 6-like
Exons: 8
Coding region: 1039-3390 (783 amino acids)
Biological process (GO): potassium ion transmembrane transport
Cellular component (GO): membrane
Molecular function (GO): potassium ion transmembrane transporter activity
Source: RefSeq, a predicted model, not a curated record
ACAUGGCUCAGUUUAUUCAGCGGUAGCAGUUAAACUUGCAUUAAUUGUUCUUGUUCUGACUAAAAAUUCUGUAGCAGCAUUUAUUGAUCAACUUCAGAUACAAUGCAAGUUUGAACAUGGCUCAGUUUAUUCAGAGUAGCAGUUGAACUUCAAUCGAUUGUUCUUGUUAUGACUAAAUUCCUUAGCAGCCUUUAUUGAUCAGCUCCUGGAUCCACAUACAGUAUAUAAUAUCUGAAGGGAAGAAUGAAAUCCAUAGAUUCCAUUCUAUAUUAAGAUGAUUAUUACCUUUAUCCUAAAUUUCACAAGAAUCAAAAUCUUCGUUAGAAGGCAAAAAGAAAAGUGUAGCACCAGGAAUGUCAAGUGGUGGUUAAGAAAUGCCUCUCUAGAGUCAUGACCAAUGACUUCAAAAGUCUUCCUAAUAACACAAAUCAGAAAAUGACUUGUGUUUCUCCUUUCAACUUCAGCAGACGGCAUGUUCUGUAAUUCACCCAAUUGUUAAUUAUAUUUCUCAUAAAAAAUUAUCAGUAGGUCAUUAGAGAUUAAUUGACCGAGUACAAUAUCUCUUAACCUGAGGAGAGUAUCUUUCAAGUAUCAAGACUUUGACGAUGUAAUGUCAUCCCCAAGAAACACAAAUUAGAAGUAAGACAAUCGUGCUGACUACUAACCAUAUAUAACUGAUUGUUGACUAAAACUCUAUGGUGUAAAUGCUCCACUCAAAUUAUUAGAUGCUGUUUUGCACAGCACAGGCAUUUCUUUUUAUGUCACCCUUUGGAACUUGUUCAUUUUUGGAAGAAAGGAGCUUAGUUGACAAGGACAUAACACUAUCAAUAUUUGCCAAAGAACUGAUAUGAUAUCUUUUGAUAUGACUUGCUCUUUUGAUGUAUCUGCAAAUUUUCACCACCCUUCAUAUUUCAACUUUCUUUCGUGAACUGGGUUAGGUCUUGUAGUAUCCAUCGAGUUUGUUGCAAGAAACUAAUGAAUUUAUAAUCAUUGCUUAUAGUAUAAACAGUUUCCUUGCAAGUUUGAGAUAAUCUAAGCAUGGAUUUGGAAGGUGGGAGUCAUAGAAAUACUAUCAAGAAGGAUUCAUGGAUGACAGUACUGACCUUGGCAUAUCAGAGUUUAGGAGUAGUUUAUGGAGACUUAAGUGCCUCACCACUUUAUGUUUACAAGAGCGUAUUUGCAGAAGACAAUGAAAAGAUAACUACAAACGAGGAGAUAUUUGGGGUUUUAUCAUUUGUUUUCUGGACAAUCACUCUUAUUCCUCUUAUCAAAUAUGUGUUCGUAGUACUCAAAGCAGAUGAUAAUGGCGAAGGUGGGAUUUUUGCUUUAUAUUCUAAGCUGUGUAGGAAUUCUAGAGUUGGUUGGUUCUUACCCAAUUCUCAGGUGGCUGAUGAGAAAAUUUCUACAUACAAGAAAGACAGCAUUACUUGUCAGCCCUCUUUCAAUGCAAUGGUGAAAGCAACAUUAGAGAAGCAUAAGGUGUUACAGAUUGUGCUGCUUAUUCUCGCUUUGGUAGGAACUUCCAUGGCAAUUUGUGAUGGAGUUUUAUCACCUGCGGUCUCAGUUUAUUCUGCAAUAUCAGGUCUUGAGCUUGCUAUUUCGAAACACCAUCAUAGAUAUAUAGAACACCCUCUAGCAUGUUUCAUACUGGUCUGUCUGUUUGCUCUCCAACAUUAUGGCACUCACCGAGUAGGAUUUCUUUUUACACCGGUUGUCAUAACAUGGCUUUUAUGCAUCAGUGGUAUUGGUCUUUAUAAUAUUUUCUACUGGAAUCCUCAAGUUUACAAGGCCUUAUCUCCGUACUAUAUGUAUAUAUUCUUAAAGAAGUCGCAAAGGGGACGUUGGAUGUCAUUAGGUGGAAUACUAUUAUGUAUUAGAGGUUCUGAAGCCAUGUUUGCUGAUCUUGGACACUUCUCACAACUAUCCAUUAAGAUUGCUUUUACCUCUUUUCUUUAUCCAUCUUUGGUUCUUGCAUAUAUGGGGCAAGCUGCUUAUUUAUCUAAGCAUCAUGGCAAGCCAAUUGGUUUUUAUGUAUCAGUACCAGAUAGCAUAAGAUGGCCAGUUAUUAUCAUAGCUGUACUUGCUGCAAUUGUUGGAAGCCAAGCCAUCAUCACAGGAACUUUUUCAAUUAUUAAACAGUGCCAUGCCUUAAAUUGUUUCCCAAGGGUGAAAAUAGUCCAUACAUCGUCUAAGAUACGUGGUCAAGUAUACAUCCCAGAGGUCAACUGGACUUUGAUGGUGUUGUGCUUGGCAGUUACAAUUGGUUUUAGGGACACCACAGCCAUGGCUAAUGCUUCAGGUUUGGCAGUUAUUACAGUCAUGCUCAUUACUACCAUCUUGAUGUCUCUAGUUAUGGUCCUCUGCUGGUACCAGAGUGUGUUCUUUGCCAUUUGCUUCAUAUUAUUCUUCGGCACCAUUGAAGGGCUCUAUUUUGUGGCCUCCCUCGUCAGGUUCUUGAAUGGUGCAUGGGUCUCAUUAUUACUCGCAUCUGUCUUCUUUGUUAUCAUGUAUACGUGGCACUAUGGCAGUCUUAUGAAAUAUGAAUCUGAUUUUCACAACAAGGUUCCCCUAGACUGGCUCCUCGGCCAUGGGCCUAGUCUAGAUGUUGUCCGUGUGAAGGGAAUUGGCCUUGUGCAUACUGAGCUCGUCUCUGGAAUACCUGCAGUUUUCUCUCACUUUGUGACCAAUGUUCCAGCUUUCCACCAGACAUUAGUCUUCCUGUGCAUCAAAUCUGUCCACCUCCCCUAUGUUCUGCCCCAGGAAAGAUUCCUCGUUGGCCGAAUUGGCCAAAAAGAAUUCAGGAUUUAUAGAUGCAUUGUACGGUACGGGUACCGUGACAUCCACAAGGACAAUAUAGAAUUCGAGAAGCAACUUGUUUGUAGUAUAGCGGAGUUUAUUCGUUCGGGGAGAGAAGAACAGGCAGUAGGAGUAGGGGUACUGCAUCAUGAUGACAACAGAAUAACAUUGGUCGGGAUAUCUUCAGCACAUACUGAAGGGAUUCGGAUAUGGGAGGAUGAAGAGGAGGAGCCUCUCAGAGUUCCAAGUCCAGGGGAAAUAAGAGAGUUACAAUCUUCGAUCAAAAAAAGAGAGUUGCAACCUUCAGUUGUCCAGCGUAAAAAAAGAGUGACAUUUUUGUUGCCUGAAAGUCCAAGAAUUAUGGAUAGAGAUACACAAGAAGAACUGUCUGAGCUGAUGGAAGCAAGGGAAGCUGGGAUGUCGUUCAUUCUUGGGGACUCAAAUGUAAGAGCCAAGCGAGGCUCAAACUGGAUCAAGAAGCUACUUAUUAACCAUGGGUAUGAUUUCUUGAGUAGGAAUAGUAGAAGCGCUACUAAUGGACUUUGCAUCCCAAGUGCAUCUACUCUUGAGGUUAGAAUGGUCUGCCAUGUUUGAAAUCUUGAUUCAGCCUAGUAUUAACUAUCAUUUGUAUAUAUGUAGUAUAUCAUAGAUGAACUACGAAUCCGAAUGGAAUGUGCACUGAUCUUUUCUU